AUGUACCUAAAAAUAAAUAAACUGCUGAAAGAAACAGAAAGCAGUAACCUGGAGCUGUCCUCCAAGCUCACGUCUCAGGAGGAAGAAAACAAGAGACUCCAGGAAGAGGUCACAGAGCUUAGAGCUGAAAAAGACCACCAAAACCAACUAGUGGAAGUCAGUCGAAAGUAUUUGGAGGCCUACAAUGAAGGCCCAAUAAAACAUCUCCAUAGGUCAAACGAAGAGACCAACACAGAGCCCUUCCUAUCAGAUGGUGAGAACGAUGCUGCAGAAACACUCCAGACUGCAGAAGAACAGAUGUCUCAAUGGAGGAGAUUAAAGCAAUUUAGGACUCCAAAAUAUUGCUAUCAGUCCAAGCAGCGACUGAUGGACCAGGAGGCUCAAUAUGGACCAGGAGUGAUUGCGCCAACCACCCAACCUACCUUCACACCUUAACCUACCUAUCCUCCUCAGCCACCCUAACCAACCCAACCUCCCCAAGUAACUUAGAGCAGGCCCAAGAAGCAUCAAAGGGGGGAAGAAAAAUCACAUCUUCUUGCAGGAAAUAAGUCCUCCAAAUUGAAGGCUGCCUUAGAGCAGGCCCAAAAAGACCAUGAGAUCCAGAGGCAGCAAUGGGAGCAAGAAAAAUCACAUCUUCUCCCAGACAAAGAGGAUUCAUGCAAGUUGAAGGCUGCCCUGGAGCAGGCUGAAGAGGAGAUGAAGACACAGAAGCAGAGGUGGCAGAAGGACAGGUCCUGUCUCCUAAGAGAGCACGAAGAGGCAAUCAUUCAGAUGGAGGCUUCCCUAAAGAAUGCCCAAGAAGAGCUGAAGAACAAGAGGUGCCAACAGGAGAAGGAGAGACAGCUUUUACUUACUGGGCACUAG
Xyrichtys novacula (pearly razorfish) is the source of this 864-nucleotide messenger RNA. Lineage: Eukaryota; Metazoa; Chordata; Actinopteri; Labriformes; Labridae. The record is from the annotation of a GenBank genome assembly.